AUGGCAGAAAGUCGAAUUAAUGCUGUUGAUGUUGUUGUUAUUGUGGCUUAUUUCCUCAUUGUUAUUGGCGUUGGGCUAUGGGUGAGUAUAACUGAGUAACCAUGGAAUGAAUUUCCCCGCUCAAAAUAUUUCAUGUAAUGCUAUCUUAUUGUGAAUGCUCUAUAUAAAAAUUAUCUUCGUCUUAGAAUUGUAAUGUAUAUGUGAAAUAGAUUAUUAUUUGCGAUCAUAAAGUCAAGGCUUGUAUUUGUAUUGUGUGUGACAACCAGUUACGUGUUCGUUUGUAAUUUGUUUACGUAUACGCGCAUGUUUAUAUAGCCGUGCAAGUAAUUUUCGAAUUGAGAAAUGAAAUGCAGGAAUGCAUGAUUAAAUGCCAGAACUGCAAAGUUUUGGCAUUGGAGGAACUUAAUUUCCUGCGCAAAAGUACUUGGGACAAUGAUAUCUGCGCAGAAUUCGUUGAAUUAUUGUAAAAUAUUUCAUUAUUUUCAAUGUUCUGGUAAAUGUAUGCAGUAAAAUGCAAUUAUAUUUUCCCAAAUCGAUAAUAAAAAAACUUAUUUAUUAAAAAUAUUCGUUCCAGAGCUGGUAGAGACUAGAGCGGUCGUCAGAAUCCACAUUUCAAAUAUUACUCUUGAAAUCUAAAAUUUACGUCGGAAUUGAAUGAAAAUAGACUUUGAACUUGUAUUAUAAAAAUUCGCCCAUUUAAUACUAAAAUUCGCGCAGCGUUGGGUGCGCAAAUUUUACUUUGCGCGAAAUAUUAUCCGCGCGAAAAGCUUUGCGGUGUAAUAUGAGACACUCAUUGUUGUGUUAAUAAAUCAACUGAUUUGCAUUACUAUGUACACAUUUGACAUAUGUUUUAAGUUGUCUUGGUAACAUUAAAAAUAAAAAAUGUCUUCAUCUUUAUCUGGCUGGGCAAUUUCAGUUGGGAUAUUCUCAGGUUCGACUGGGCAAUUUCAGUCGAGAUAUUCUCAGGUUCCGCGUAUUAUUCCGUCACGAAUGCCUGCAUUUUGCUGCAGAUCCUCAAACUUGCAUUGGACAACAACAGGAGCCACAACGAAAAGAGGAUCGAUUUGAACUCUAGCUAAAAUUUUGUUUGACUUAUAGUUAUAAAUUUAUGAACCUAUAAUAUAUGGGAAUGCUAAUAAAGAUUAUUGUUAUUGUAUUAUACCAUACAAUAUUUUUUUAGUUUUUGUUGGUAUUUUGAACUCGCGCUUUAUUUGUUAUCAUGAAUUUUGCUUACAUUUAUACAUAAUUUUGAAGCCAUAUUUUGAGGCGAUCUAAUCGCUUUUUGAUUAUGUUUUGACAAAUAUUGAGGUACAGUAUUUGUUGAUAAAUAGUUCUAUUAAACAAACCAGAAAGAACGAACAAGGAAAAUUACUUGCGCGAAUUUAAAGGUAAGCGAAUAAGUCUCAACAGGGUGCGCGAAAUUAAAUCGGUCGAAUUUAAAGCUGGGCGAGUCCAUCGUAUAUUUUAGAUUUCAAGAGUCAAGCAUUUUGUAGCUGCUUUGUCGGUUGUUUUAUUGUAAUAAAUGUCGCUGUCACUUUUAACCCAUAACACAAAUCGCGAUUUGUUGCUUUUUCCCAGUCAGAAGCCGUUGUUUGUCGCUCUUUUUCGGCAUAGGCUGUUGCCUCCUUUGAAGGAAUGUCGCUUGUCGAUCAUGACCCCUUGGUGGGCCUCAUUACUGGCUGACCUUCUGCAUAAUAGUCCUUGGUAGUUUAUGGUAAACUUUAUAUAAUGACUUCAAUGCAUUAUGUCUUGCAGGCAAUGUACAAAUCCAAUCGUGGUACAGUAACUGGUUACUUUUUAGCUGGACGUUUUAUGACAUUUAUACCUGUACGUAUAACUAUAAAUUUUGCAUAUUUCCACCCACCCAUCACUUGCAUGAGCUUUCAUUACACACAUAAAAAAGGAAUUGUACCAAGUAUAAUUUCUACCAAAAAUCACCCAGUGAUAAAUGUUACCUGUUCUGGAAUAAGCACCAUCCCUUUAUACUGUACAGUGUACAUGAGUUCCCCCUUCCCAGAAGAAGUUCAGGGGGGGGGGGGGCAGGAGGGAUCUAAACUUGUAUAACAGUGCUGGUCAUUAUAUUAUUCCAUAGGUUGGUGCAUCAUUGUUUGCAAGUAAUAUUGGUAGUGAACAUUUCAUUGGCCUUGCUGGUUCAGGAGCUGCUGCAGGGAUAGGUGUUGGUGCUUUUGAGUUUAAUGUAAGGUUAUAGAUGCUACCAUCUGCUACAAUUUAGUGGGUUACAGAGAGUUGUGUACUUGAUCAUAGUGUCCAUGCCCCUUAGAACCAACCAGUGAUAUUUGGUGAAAAAGUCCUGUGCCGGGUAAAUCUGAGUGAUAAUCAACCAGUGACAUUUGGUGCAAAAAUUCCCAUGGUAAAGAUGAGUGAUAAUUGCACCAUCUGAACCUGGGUGUGGUCAGUUAAGCUUGAGCGCACACUCCACUGGUCCCACCCUCCACUGGUCCCACCCUCCACUGGUCCCACCCUACACUGGUCCCACUCUCCACUGGGCCCACCCUCCACUGGGCCCACCCUCCACUGGGCCCACCCUCCACUGGUCCCACCCCCCACUGGUCCGACCCUCCACUGGUCCCACCCUCCACUGGUCCCACCCUCCACUGGUCCCACCCUCCACUGGUCCCACCCUCCACUGGUCCCACCCUCCACUGGGCCCACCCUCCAUUGGGCCCACCCUCCACAUGCUCCACUGGGCAUACCCUCCAUUCCACAUCCCUGGAUGCAAAUCGAAGUUUUUGCAAUUGAUUUCCAAACUUUCCAGUCAGGCCAGAUUUGAUACUGUACAUAAUGGUAUUCUCUGCAAAUCAUUAAGGAUUUCUUAUGUUAAUUUUAUUUUAUUCCUUUAGGCAUUAAUUUUACUGCAAGUUUUAGGAUGGGUCUUUUUACCUGUGUAUAUGGCCAGUGGGGUAAGUUCAAAGUAAACAGAGCGAUUUAGGUUUAGGUUCAGAUAUACUUGUUCAGAAAUGUGAAAAUGUGAAUUUGUUUGGAAUUAAUUUUCCCAUUUCAGAUCAGAACAAUGCCAGAAUAUAUUCAACGUCGUUUUGGUGGACAACGACUUCGCGUUUAUUUGGCCUGUCUAUCCUUGCUGCUUUAUAUUUUUACAAAGAUAUCGGUAAAAAUCAUUGAACAAUUUCUACUUGAGAGAUGAUGAAUCAUCUGUCAAUAUCCAGCUUCAGUAGUCUGAGUAAACAGAAGACAAACAAUCUAGACAAACUAUUGAGAGUGUGACAUGAUUUAAUUAUACUAGCAUUGCUUCAGGGAACCAAUCAUGUAUGAUCGUUCCAUUAAGACAAACUUAUAUGAACAUAUUAGUUUGUUUAUCUAUCUGUAUAACAUGUGAAUUAUUGGAUAAGUACUAUCUGUUUCUUAGAGUAUAAAUUUGACCAAUCAUUUUACAGGUGAACAUGUUUUCUGCAUCACUUUUUAUCAAUCAAGCAUUGGGAUGGAACAUCUAUUUUGGAAUUUUACUUCAGCUUGCACUGACAUCUUUAUGUACUGCCCUAGGUAAUGUAUUGAUUACAUUUCGCUUGAAGGAAUAUUAAAUUGUACAAGUGAUAUUCAACUGUAUGGUACUUGCUUUCCAAUUGUUUCUAUAAUUUGUUAUUCAAUAUCGCAGGUGGCCUCACAGCAGUUAUAUACACAGAUACUCUGUCAGCUUUUGUUAUGGUUCUUGGUGCUAUGGUUGUCGCAAUAAAAGGUAUUCUAUCACCUUGUUUAAACUAAGUUGCAACUGUGAGGUUGCCUUUGGUUGUCUCAGCUAGCAGUGCAAGCUAAUGUUACCUGUAAGUGUACCGUUGGUGGAUUAACUUCUCCUCCAACAAUCCCCUCCAUGGGGGAGGUGUGGAUAUUUUCUAGAAUGACUGUUCAAAUCAAAUCAAUUUAUUCGUCAAUAAUUAACAAAAAAAAAUUACACAAAAUGAAUAAAAUAAAAAAAGGCAAGGUAGCCCAAAAGAAACCAAAAGGCUUAUUUACAUUGCGCUCCUUUGUUAAUACAUGAGCAGGUAGAUCUGGAGGCAAUCAGUCACAAAAUAAAGUAAUGAUGUAUUGUCUGUAAAUGAUUUCAGCUUUUAUUGAAGUGGGUGGCUACAGUGGAUUACAAGACAAAUACAUGAUGGCCAUACCAAACAGUUCAAUCCCUAACACUACAUGUGGAAUACCCAGGGAAGAUUCAUUUGUUUUACUUCGUAAUGCGGUUGAUAGUGAUAUACCUUGGCCAGGUUUUGUGUUGGGCGUGACUGCCUCGUCUAUUUGGUAUUGGUGUGCUGAUCAGGUAAGGUUAAUAAACAGGGGUUUGAAUCAAGUAGGGACUAGUCUGCAGAGAGGGCAGGUCAGACAGGCUGUAUAACCACCACAGGUUAUCCUCUCAAAUCUUGAGGUAACCUGGGAGCAGGCCUUCCUGAGUUAUCUUGAGAUCUUACUGAUUUUCUGAUCUUGCCCGUGGUUUAACAUGAUGAUAGCAAGUAUCCCAAUAUAUCCAGGUGAUCUCGUGUUCAUAUUUUAGCCAAUCAGCGCUCAGAAAGGGUUGUCCGGAUAGAAAUCCAUUUUGAUGUAUUCAGUCAAUUAUAUCUUUCGUUAUUCUUUAUGAAACUAGUUGAAAUUUUGUAAUUAUGUUUGGUUAUGAGAACUAUAGCUCUGACAAAAAUAUGGAAUCGAAAUAAAGUAUAUUGCAGGAGAUAUUCAGUUGUUUUAAUCAUAAAAUGGAUUUCUAUUUGACAACUAGUGCCAGUACUUUUCCGCGUAUCAAGAUCAUCUGGAUAGCAAUACUGCAAAUACUACACUUUUUAUUCGAGUCCCCCAAUGGACGUAGAAGGGAUGGCCCUAACUAGUAGCAUCUUGGAAGAACAGUUAACAACUGACAGAGCUGCAUGACCAGUGUAAUUAAAAUUAGUUUAAUAUAAUUUCCUCCUGGAUCAACAAGGGAUGAACCUCACUAGACUUCGCUUGACCUACCAAAGAUAACAGUUGCGAACUGACAGAGCUAUCCAGUUUAAUUAAAGUCAACUUAGUCACUUGAUUAAAACGUGUUCCUUUUUAUUCUACAAGGUAAUAGUACAACGAGCUCUGGCUGCUAAGAAUCUUUCGCAUGGCAAAGCUGCUUGUCUGAUGGCGGGUUAUAUUAAAAUAUUACCCAUGUUUUUGUUAGUUAUGCCAGGCAUGAUAAGUCGCGUCUUAUACACAGGUAGGUAAUACACUACUCUCACCCUCGUUUAAUCGGGGUCAUAUUGCACCUCUAGGGAGAACAAUGAAUGAUUUCAGCUAUCGACUAUUUUUUUAUCUAGACAAGAAAGACGAAAUCUAUCAUUGCAGCUCAAAAGAGCAUCCUAAAAUUAGUAAAAUUGCAAAGUUUGGUUGCGAAAUGUUGUAAAAUCGAAAAAUAUAGACCCAUUGCGCGUGACGUCACAGCGCCGGUGACGAUGCAUUUGGAGGACAAAUUAGCAAUCUAUGCAUAUAGGCCGUGGGCUGUUGUGCGAAAAGGUGCCUAGAAAUGCAAUUUCGUGGCAUCCUCCUGGGAAAUAGAUUUUCUGCGGUUCAAUUCAUAGAACCAUAGAUGCUUAAUUACCACAAAAAGUUCCCAAGCAAAAAACUUGCCCAACACCAAGAAAAUGGGUGAUCAGUGAUUAUCCUCUAUUAAAUUGUAUUACAGCAAGAAAAUGUGAAAUUUUGUAUUCAAUUACAACACAAAUGACUUGCAUCAUCAAAAAGCUUACAAAAACCUACAUAUAAGACAUUUAAACAGUUUUUUUUUUAUAUCUAAAAUUGUUUUCGAGUUAUACGCUGUCAAAAACGCGUUUUUGACCUAAUACCCAGUCCUUAUUGCGACAUUUUGGUCCAGUUUUCACAUUUAAAACAGCAAUAACUCGAAGACUACUUGAAAAAUCAAAAAACUGUUUAAAAGUCUUAUAUGCGGUUUUUUGUACGUUUUCCGAUGAUGUAAGUCAUUUUUAUUGUAAUUGAAUUAUAAAAUUUCCCAUUUUUUGCUGUAAUACAAUUUAACUAAUUUAAGGAUGUUCUUUUAAGCUGUAAUGAUAGAUUUCGUACUUCUUGUCUGGAACAAAAUUUAGUCUAUAGCUGAAAUCAACCAUUGAGAACUUCAUGUACAUUCUUUUCUCACUACAGAUGAAGUAGCUUGUGUGGGUGAAGCAUGUAAAGACGUAUGUGGCUCAACGGUUGCCUGUUCAAAUAUUGCGUACCCUCGCCUCGUUCUGGGGAUAAUGCCACCAGGUCUUCGCGGUGCCAUGUUUGCUGUCAUGAUGGCGGCCUUGAUGAGUGAUCUCACGUCUAUAUUUAACAGUUCAAGCACGAUAUUCACACUUGAUAUCUACAGCAGAAUACGCCAGAAAGCGAGUACCAGAGAGUUGAUGAUUGUUGGACGGUAGGUAGUCGUAUAUCUCAAAUUCUUACACAAUUAAUGGGCGGUAAACAAAGGGAAUCACAACUAUGACGGCAGUUGGAUAUGUGAUCUUAAUUAGCAUAGAAUUCCCUCAAACUUAAAUUUCUCUUAAAAUUCUGAUUCAUUUGUGAAUUUGAGAUGUCAUAUAUCAAAUUCAACUAAGAGGACUUUACCAGAUAUCCAGUAAAGUCCUCUUAUAGUUGGAUUUGAUAUAUUACAUCUCAAACAUGGUGGUCCAAUGCAGGCAGUAUAGUUGUUCAGACACAGACCAUGGACACAGAGGGCAACUAAAGAACUUUGUAUUAUAAUUCUUUGCAGUAUUUGGGUAGUGGUCAUGUGUGGUGUGAGUAUUCUAUGGAUACCUGUGGUAGAACGGUUUCAAGGUGGUCAAAUGUUCCUAUAUAUCCAGGCUAUAUCCUCGUACCUCGCUCCACCCAUAUGUGCUCUCUAUCUGCUGGCUAUCUUGUGGAAACGUGUCAAUGAAUUUGUAAGUCGUUACAAGUAACGCAACUUUUUAGCCUAGUACAGGACUCGCCCAUUCAACACUUCUAUGAGGUUGCCAACAUAUGACAACCUUUUGUAGCUGGAAAUCUUUCAACUGUUUUGCAAUAUAUUUCAUGCAAUAUGUAGCUUUAUUUCUAGCCUACCAAUGCUUUCAUGGUUGAAAAAUUAUUGCGACAGCUUUUUUACCCAGUUAUUUAGUUAUCAUUCAAAGACUUCUAUUCAAAACUUUCCCCUUCCUGCCCGUCACUUUUCUGAAGUUAACAACCAUCUGCUGAAUACGUCAACACCAUAUUUCGCAGUACUUAAUACUUAAAGCCCAUUUUUGACUUGCAAUUUUUGCUGAGAUUUUAGGUGCUAUUUUCUUCUUGUGAAGGAUGCGAACAAGUGGAAGAAUUAUGAAAGUUCAUAUGGGGGUACACCUAUUCAGAACAUUCAUAAUUCAUCUACUCCUUCACAUGCAUCAGAAGAGAAUCGAAGCAAAAAUGACAAGUGUAAACACGGACCUUAACUCUACUUAUACGAGUUCUCUUUGAACUUUCUAUAACAUUUGGUCAAUUUCUACAAGUGCUAAACAAAAGAAAAAUAUUAAAUUUUAUUGCAAUCGAUUUCAGGGUGCAUUCUAUGGUAUGAUGAUAGGAUUUGUACUUGGCAUUUCUCGAAUGAUAUGUGAUUUUGCUUUCCCUCAACCAAAAUGUGGCGAUGCUGACACACGGCCUGGUUAUGUCAAAUUAAACUUCAUGUAUUUUGCUCUUAUUAUGUUUGUUGUCACGACUGUUUGCAUUGUCGUGCUCUCAUUCUUUGGCGAGGAGUCUGAACCCGAAAAGGUAUGUACGCCAACGCUGAUUGGCCAGUUUUGUUCCUACAUGCGCGGUGAUUGGUCAAUUUUUAUAUGUGGAACACAAAGAUUUUCCCGCCACAACAGUUUUUAAAGUUUCCGAAAAUAAAGCUUGUCUAUGAAAACAGCGGAAAUGUGGAAUUAAAGAAUUGGCAAUUCUUUAAUUUUUUUAAUGUUUUGCGUUCUUGUUUGAAUCUGGAAACUCAAGAUACUUCGUCAGAUUAUUGGUGGUUGGGCUGUAGUACUUUCCAGGUAAUUCAGACACAAACCACGAUUAAUCAAUGCAUGUAAAAUACUACCUCCAUUGGAUUGCUUGAGAAGUAUUUUUAAUCGUUUUCAGGUAGUUCAACACAAACCACGACAUCUUAAUGUAGGACGUUGCUUAUACUUGACCUCCAUAGCAAAAAAUAGAGUACGUUGUCCUGUUUUAGAUAUCUCGUCUCACAUACUGGACUCGCUUUGAUGCUGUGGAUGAAUCAAGUGUUGUUCCCAAUAAAACCGAGUCCUUUGAAAUGGUUAACAAAGUCGAGGAAAAACCGGACAAAAAUGAAAAUGAGGAAAUGAAAAUUGAGGACGUUGACGUGGUAACAGAAGGUAAUAACCACUGCUCUGGAAAUGACAUUAUUUAGUUUCCCUUUCACUGUUUAUAAGAUGUUAGUAGCAUUGUAGUUAGACAGGGGGUUCCAUUUUGAAAGUGCAGUUUUGCCUCAGUCACAUGCGAGAGGGGUAGUUUCCAAUUUGACUGUAUACCGUUUCUAAUAAAGUUGGUUUAGUUUAGUUUUCUUCCUGUAGUAACACUGGAUGAACAAGGGAUGACCCUUACUGGACUUCUAGGAAGAACAGUUUAGAACUGAUAGAGAUAUCUAGUAUAAAUAAAGUUAGUUUAGUUUAGGUUUCCUCCUGUAGUAACACUGGAUCAAUAAGAACCUUUAGAACAGAUAGAGUUAUCCAGUUAAUUUACAGUUUGUAAAGUUUUAAGGAAUCGCCAAUGAUUAACUCGAUUUUCAGGCAAUGACGACAGUAUGUGUAAAAAGGCGUACAAAUGGUUAUGUGGUCUGGAAGUUGGCCAUCAGGAUGCUGUCAAUGCGGAACAACUACAGGAAGAAAGGAUCAAGAAAUCGAGCAGUCUAAAACAGAAUCCUCGCAUCAGUUUGAUCUUGAAUAUUAAUUUAGGUAUCAUCUUCUCAGUAGGCUUGUUUUUGUACGUCUAUUUUACCUUUCACCGCGCAUAAUCCCGAGUUUAGACACACCUAGGGCAUACAUAAAUAUAAUAAAUACACAUUUGAGGUAAUCUUUUAAUAAAUUGGAAUAGGGAGAAAAUUUUCAUAUACACCACAUUUUGUAUUUUUUGCACAUGCAUAUAUAUUUUUAUUCGCGUAAUUAUAUAUUUGUAAAUUAUGUUGAAUUUCUGUUAGUUGAUUAUUAUUUUGCUAUUGCUAUUUUAUUGCUUUUAAAAUACAAACAAAAUAAGUAUUCUUUUUUUGUCUGCUAGUAUAUAUUUUUGUGCACGUUAUUAAAUUUAGGGUCAUUUUCGACAACCUCCAUCCCUAUCCUAAUUCUAACCCCGACCACUGAAAAAUUUCUAUUCUGUGCCUUGCCAUGAUUUGAUCCUUGCAUUAAUUCACUAACUGUGAUUAAUUCUAACAUAACACAAUCCUAAAAUUUAAUCCUUACCUAAUCCUGACCCCAAUUUUAACUCUAAUAUUAACCUUUUGAUAUUAUUUUUGAGAUAGUAUAAUUAUGGCCAGUUACCCAAAGUCACAGAAAAAUCUUUAUUCUAUGCCCAAAAUUAUAAUUUAGCUUAGGAUUAGGAUUAAGAUAAGGAUUAGCAGCAUGUAGUGCAUAGUAGCUUUUACUGUAAGAAUAGGUUUAAAACAUGAUUAGGAUUGCGAGUUAGGAUUAUUAGAUUCAGAUUAGUUUUCAUUGAUCCAAUUAAAGGGUUCGCAGAACUCUGGUCCACUACAUGAAAAACUAAAUGAAGUACUGGUAUCGAAGGUACAAGAAGUUCAGGCGCAGAAUUUUGAAAAAAUGGUGGAAAUUUACGACUCGCAUUUAGUUUUGGGUACUUUGGCGUUCUUGUGGCUCGUUUAUUUGUGGGAAAGUUACUUAUUAAAACGACAGGUAUAAAACUGCGUAUUCUCAGCUAUAAAAUGAAUGUAAAUUGUGGCAAGAAAGUUGUAUUUAUCUUAUUUUAAUUUCCCAUGUCUUACCACAUGUGUUAGAAGUGCGGAAGCGAGGAUUUUCAACUUUUUCCUGUAAAACUUGUACCAGUAGUUGACUUUGUUCAUUAAUAUUCAUUUUGUUUAAUGCAUGGACAUUCCCUAGUUCACUUAUCGAUAGACUUUAAUAAACUUUGGCAGAAAUAUUAACAAUUGAUAGGCAGAACAAAACUGCUUACGCAGCUGUUCCGCCCACAACCUACUCGUUCAAAUUCCCGAACUUUGGCACCACCAGAGGGUCUGUUUUCUUAAAAAUUUUCCUCUUGUUCCCUUUUAAAAUUUCAUUUAUUGUAGAAUACACAUACACUGGUCCCCAUAUUCAAUAAUAAUGGCAAUGAAUAAUAUAAAUAAAGAUAAAAUAAUCAGAGAGUGCUGCACUGGAAUUAUUUAUAGUGCAAGGCUAUGAUUGCUUCAGGACUGUUGGAUUACUGCUUUGCUGAAAUUCACAUAAUUAUACAAAAACUCUUCCACGAAAUGAUUAUGUUUUGAAAAUGAUUAAUUGUUGAGAAGUUACACCCUAUUCCUAAAAAGUGAACAAAUACAACAUAAGAACUAGGUUACCCACAGGCCAGUAAUGCUGCCUUUGACAGCAAAAGACAAACUACAGGGUGUUGAACGAGUCCUUCAGAAACAUCCUAUUAUUGUUAUCCUUGUUAACCCAUUUAUUGACAGCACUCUAUCACUGACUGAGCAUUAAAAAUCGUCUGGCGUUGGACAGGGUAAAUACUAAAGUCAUUGCUGUGCUGAUAGAUUAACAAGAGCCAUUGGCAGAUAGGUUUGUUAACCCAUUUACUGGCAGUACCACUGACGAGUAAAAUCUUCUGGCACUGGACAAGGGAAGGUCGAAGGGCGCAUUGCCAGCUAAUGCGUUAAACCACCGUGGUUAAACAUAAGAUUGAAUGCUCCAGGAAAUGUAAACAAACUAUCAGUGUGACAUCCCAGUUUAUAUAUUUAUAUACUCGGAAUAUUGAUUUCUCGGUAUAUACAAAAUUAUUUUAAAGUAUAACAACCAGCGAAGACGUAAGCCACUAACUACCCUGCGCGGCUGCGCGCAGACUAUAUAAUGACAUAUAUAUGUCAUCCGUCCGGUCCGUCCGUCGCCAUCUGUCCGUCCAUCCGUCAUUCAUCCAUCCGUCCGUAUCCGCGUUUUAUCCUAGCCCGUUUUUAAAACACAAAGUUUGCAUAAUUAAUCAUUAAGGCAGUGCGGUUUGUCAUGAUCAACAUUUUCAAAAGCGGCCAAUUAGACCAGGGGUUAAAGGGCAAUGACAAUGACAUGCAGGUGACAUUUAACAUUGCGUCUCACUAAUUAAAAUUUGCGUGUUUAAUAACGUUUAAUAACGUUUAUCAAAGAAAGCAAAAAUAUAUACAAGACAAUCUCACAUGUGAAUUUUUCACUUACGUACUGCCUUGUGAUGCAGUACAAGUAUAAAUACAAACGACAAAGCAUUUGUAAAUCCUAAAACAUAAUUAAAUCAUACGGCACAUUCAAGAUUUUAAUAUCGUUUUUCAGCCGCGCGUUAUAAUUUAUACUGCUUGGCGCAUUCGCUGCGCUAUAUUUAUUUAUAUACACAGAAUAGCAUGUCAUUGUCUUUGCGGACCAUAGCCCAAAAGCAUCUGUCAACCACAUACCAAAUUUAAGCAAUCGUUAAAUCAUAUAUAUGUCAUGGAAAGAAUAUGGAAAUCAUGUUGAAUGAAAGCUAGCAUCGUGUAUAAUGUUAAAAGCACCGCAUAGUGCUCGAACCACUGCGUAUAAUUGCAAAAGCACCGCGUAUAUAAAUGGUGAAAGCACCGCGUAUAAUGCUGGAACCACAGCGUAUAAUGCGGAAACCACUGCGUAUAAUGGCGAAAGCACCGCCGUAUAUUAAAUGCUAAAAGCACCCAACAAAAUGCCGUUUGAUCACUUUAAGCCAGUUAUGGCUUUCAAUAAAAGAAGACCAAAGAUGAAAGAUGAUCACAUUGCCUGUUUGCUAUGCUUGGCCGCGUUGCACCACGGUUAAAAUUCACUGGUUCCGUCAUGCAAUGCGCCAAAUAGAAAAUUUUGAUUUUGACCCACAAAACAAAAUUAGGAUCUGCUGCCUUGCUCGCUCGCUUCAGGUUCGCUCGCUGCGGCAGCAAUAAAGUACAUAAUAAUUACAGUAUAAAGUGAAAAAAGACAAGACAAGUAAAAGUGUAUAUGUAUUUUUUUAGUGCAAUGUUUUAAAGACCACAGAUGAGAUACCAAUAGAACUACGACAUGUUCUUGACAAGGAAACAUUUGAGAAGUCAAGGCUAUAUCAACUGGAUUCCAAGAACUUUGGUUUUUGGAACUCAAUAUAUUCCCAAAUUGAGACCACGGUGAGUAGCAGAUGGAUAGUGACGAGGGGUAUAGCCACGGGGAAAAGCGGUCCAGACACCCCCCGAAAGCUUGGGUUUUAGUCUCUGCCCUACUGUCACCACUUCUAUGUAUUAUGUUUUUAAAAGAAUAUUCUAAACUUUUUCUUGUGUUUAGCUUGAAGUACAUUCAUUAUUUUUUUAUAUUAUUAGUUGGUGUUGCUUUUUGGAGGUAUUCCAUUGUUAUGGUGGCUAGCUGGCAAGGUCUUGCACCGUUUUGGGUAUGAUGAAAGUUAUGAGGUAACCAAGUACCUUAGUAGUUUCAAGUUUGAGUAUCAGUCAUAAGGACAAAAUAUGGAGACAGGCACUAAUUUCCUAGCAAUUUAAUUAGGAAGACAGAAAUUGGCUGAAAAUUGCAAGUAAUGAGGGUCACGUUUUUUAUGUAGUUAUCGGUAAAAGGGAAAGGUGUCAAAAUUUUGAGACAACCUAGUUAAUCUUGAACAAACUUCAAUGUCUAAAAGAUUUUCAGGUAUAAGUUAAUGCAUCCCUCAUCCAAGCUCAUCAGUUGCAAAAUGCUCAUUCUAGAUUUUACAGUCUAUGGUCUUUGCCAUCCUUGGAUCUAUAUAUAGUUUGAUAACUGGAAUACCAUGGGCUAUUUAUAGCACAUUUGUUAUUGAAGAACGGCAUGGAUUUAAUAAACAGGUAAUGAAAAUAUCCAAUAACUCAAUUUCGAAAAAAUACAGGGAGAUCAAAACUCCAAAUAUCAAAUUUCUCCUUGUAUUUUUCAGGUAGUUGCAUCCCUAUCAAUGAAAGUUUUGUAAUUUAUGAUAAUCCUUGAUUUUGACAAUAAUAUAAUCAUAUAAAAUUAUUCUCUCCCAGACAUUUGGUUUCUUUGUCAAAGACACAAUAAAGAAAUUCAUAGUGAGCAUGAUCAUUGGUCUUCCCAUCAUGGCUGGCUUGAUCUAUAUCAUUAAGUGGGGAGGUGAUUAUUUCUUUGUUUACUGCUGGAUAUUCACUUUACUAAUCUCACUGGUAAGUUUUUUAUUUUGUUUUUUACAACUCUCUGGUUUCAUUUGUAUUUUAGUCACGACUAAAUUACAGUAACUGAAAUAUAACUAGCAUCAUUCAGAACAUGUUAAUAUGAAGAAAAUGUAGUUUAAACUAUAUUCAUGUACCGUUAUUUAGUUUACAUUCACUACAGUAUCUACUCGCAAUAUUGACAAUUUACUCACAAGUUUUCAAUUGAUAAUUUAGUUUCUUUUGACUAUCUACAUGGACUACAUUGCUCCACUGUUUGAUAAGUUUACUCCAGUCCCUGAGGGAGAGCUACGGACAGCUAUUGAGAUGCUAGCACAACGUAUUGACUUCCCGUUAACAAAGCUACUAGUAGUUGAAGGUUCCAAACGUUCGUCACAUAGCAACGCUUACUUCUAUGGCUUCUACAAAAACAAGAAGAUUGUGCUGUUUGAUACAUUGUUGUCCGAGGGUGUGAUGCCCAAGAAAGAAGAGGAAGGGACAGAGGAGGGGACAGAAGGUGGUAAUGAAGAGCAAGGCAGGGAUGAUGGUGGGGUAGAUGAUGGUAAUGAGGAACAAAACGUACAGUCAAGUAUGGACAAUGGGGAGCAGCCUGAGACUGGUGAAGAAGUGAAGGCAGAUGAGGUAGGUAUUCAGGUUUUGGAGUCACAUGGGAAUGUUAAAAAUAAAUCACACGACAUGGGUGGCAGCUCUGAAUACCAGAGCAAGGCACAGUUGUCUGAAUUUGUCGGAAAUUUAUAUCAAGCAUGGUAAAUAGAAGAGAUCAAUUGGAGCUCCACCAUUAGCAAGUAAAGUUACAACAUUCAGUUGACAGAUUUUUAUUUUGGCUUUAAUGAUAUGCGAUCCAAAUGGCAAACAUUACAUGAUCCAAUGGGACCCCGUUAUUGGAGAUUGCCUCUGUGGUCACUCCCUGCCUGUGUUGUAUGUAAAUUUUGUCUAGUCUAAUUUAUGUCUAUGUUUGGCAAAUCUUGUAAAUAAAUAAAUCAAUAAAUAAACAAUGUUGUCCCUAUAGUUUUCUUACUGUGAUUCCAUUAGGUUAAAGUUUAUCCUAUAACUGCAUGUGUCCUAAUGAAUUCCAGUGGAUGAGAUAAGAGUACCUGUACACUGUAUGUACCUUGGUGAUAUAAGACAACAACUUGGACCAGGUAAAUGUACCUUUAACGUACCUAUUUGUAUGUUUUAAGAAAACAACAGCGGAGAAUAAAGAAGAGAAGAAAACGAAAAGACUUGGAUGUACAAACCAGGAAGUAUUGGCUGUGUUAUCUCAUGAAAUGGGACAUUGGAAACUGAAUCAUACUGUGAAGAACUUAAUUAUCAGUCAAGUGAGUCACUUGAUUUUUUGUUGCCUGAUUUUAUUGCCUUUGAUAUAUAGCUGGCUAAUUUAAUGGAAUUGCAAAAUUUGGUUGAUAUCAUGAAAUAUAUUCAGGGUUUUUUUCAGGGAUUUUUUAGGGCCGUUCAAUGGCCCCAAAAACUCAAUCUUGAAUUGAGUUUUGAAACUCGAUCUUCUCACCAAAGUUUCAGUGCAGUAAAAAUGAAAUUGUUUGAGUUAAAUUCGUGAUGUGUGGAAAUUAGUUUUCAGUUGCAAACCCGACAAUUAAAGAAAAAAUGGCUGGAAUUCAUCUGACAACACAAGAAAAACUAUGCAUUCGCCAUCUUUAACCAGUUUAUAGUGUCCUUUAGUGCCCCUGCUUUAACACAUUCCGUCUCAACUACAUUUAUUGAGUACAAGUGUCAGCCCCCCGGUAGGGGGGGGGGGCAAGCAGCCACCCCAGCUGUUCAGCUAAACUCAAUCUUCUCUGCAAAAACGGACCCAAGAGAAAAUCCUGAAAAAACCCUGAUAUUAUCAUUAUUUUCUUCCUCUGAUAACUGCAGAUUUACCACCAUUUGCUGCACGACAGUGCUUAGUGAAACCCAACUGUGUAUGUUUUAUUCAAACAUGGAAUGGGCUUUGAUAAGUCUGUGUAUUAAUUGUUCUGUUUAUUGUGAUAGAAAGUGACUCACAAGUGACAGUUUAUUAUUUCUUUGCUUGUAGUUCAACACAUUGUUUUGUUUCAUGGUGUUUGGUUUUCUUGUUCAUUGGAAGGUGUUGUUCGCCAGUUUUGGUUUCGCCUCAAGUCAGCCAACCUUGAUUGGUUUACUGAUUGUUUUUCAGUUUAUAUUUUCUCCUUAUAACGAGGUAUGUCUACGCUUCUACACCUCUUCUAACAGCUUUCGCUUCUAACUUGUAUUAGGGGCGGAUUUUCAGUUUCGGCCGUCUGCUUGUGCUAGAAUUCCUUUAGCGGAAUUUUAUUAGAUAUUUUUCGGUAAUUUUAGUGGUCAAAAGCUAGGUAGUGUUGGAAUAUAAACACAGGUAUGUUUUGCCAUAAUAAAUUUAGUGAUUGGAUGGGGUGAAGAUCAAACAGAACUAUUCUUGUGCGAAAAAUAUAAGGAUGUUGCCAAGAAUCUUUUCUUAUCUUUGACAAUAAAUUUCUCUUGCAGUUGUUAGGUUUUCUCAUGACCGUCCUCAGCCGUCGUUUCGAGUUUCAAGCGGAUAGAUUUGGAAAGGAUCUUGGUUAUGCUUACCCACUGGAGUCCGCGUUGAUCAAACUACACAAAGAUAACCUUGGAUUUCCUGUUGCAGAUAAGCUUUACUCCACCUACCAUUACUCCCAUCCUCCAAUCAUUGAGCGAAUACAGGCUCUGAGAGGGAAGAAAAACGACUAA
Molecule: messenger RNA, 16012 nt
Organism: Paramuricea clavata
Lineage: Eukaryota; Metazoa; Cnidaria; Anthozoa; Malacalcyonacea; Plexauridae
Source: the annotation of a GenBank genome assembly